CAAGGGAACCCAAACUGGGCGUUUCUGUGUGGCAACUCCCACGAAAAAGUUUCUCCAAAACGGCGUCUGCCUCCGAUUUGAAUACACCGAGGACUAAACAGCGAGAAAAUCCUCCUCCACGAACACUAACCCCGGCUGGAAUUCGCCCUUUUUGUCGUUUCGCCGCGCCUGUGUAACCUUUUCGCAUGGAAAGUAUCCAACCGUCUGUCAGCCCGCGUCGUGGUCGACUUGUUGUUUACCCGCCAAGUUAAUAUCGAAUGUCUCCAUAGUUGAAUAUAUUUCACUUAAUUUCACUUUUAAGUUCAAUUCGUUAACUUUGUCUCGGGGGUGAGUUUGGUAUACGAGCUACUUUUUUUUUUAAGGGACCGUCGUCAAAGUCGCGGCGCUCCACGCUUUUCGCCAUUCCCUUACUGCGCCACUUGGAGUGGAAUGGGACGCCUUGAAACCUCCGUGUUUGGCUCUUGAAAGUGCGUGGGGGCGUCCGGGGGGCUCCAUAUUGAAUCAAAGUUGCCAACUCCGGUCACAACAAUGCUGUGAGUUCGGGGUCGCUGUGAAGGCGACGAGUGGGCGAACUUCCCUGCAAGUUGCACACGGUCUGCGGCCGCAAUCCACGGAGUUUUGACGCGGGAGCGAGACAGCGGACGUGAUGGACGACCCGUCCUCGGUCAUCACGCAGGUCAGCCGGGACGAAGACGCAAACAAAGUCGCGGAAAGAGGAGAUCGAGGUUCCACACCCUCGUUGUCCACCAAGAAGCCCCGAAGUGGCGGCUUAUUUUCCAUCUUUUCCUGCUGCCUGUGCCGAGACCAGCAAGAACCUCCGCCGGUGAACAACAACGCCCCCCUGCUAGUCGAGGAGAAUGGCACCGUUUCCAAGGUGAAACCGCUGCUGCCACCAGUCAAGUCCAAAGACUCUGGAAAGGUCUGCGUGGUUAUCGACCUGGAUGAGACGCUAGUUCACAGCUCUUUUAAGCCUGUGAACAACGCAGAUUUCAUCAUUCCCGUGGAAAUAGAUGGAACCGUACAUCAGGUGUAUGUGCUGAAGCGACCUCAUGUAGACGAGUUCUUAAAGAGGAUGGGAGAAAUGUUCGAGUGUGUCCUGUUCACCGCCAGUUUAGCCAAGUAUGCCGACCCGGUCUCCGACCUCCUGGACAAGUGGGGAGCCUUCCGCUGUCGUCUUUUUCGGGAGUCCUGCGUCUUCCACCGAGGAAAUUACGUCAAGGAUUUAAGUCGCCUGGGUCGCGACCUAAACAAAGUCAUCAUUGUAGACAACUCCCCUGCCUCUUACAUCUUCCAUCCUGACAACGCCGUGCCCGUGGCCUCGUGGUUCGAUGACAUGUCCGACACCGAGCUGCUGGACCUCAUCCCUUUCUUCGAGCGGCUAAGCAAAGUGGACAACGUCUACACAGUCCUCAAGCACCAAGGGGCCACAAGCUAACAGAAUUAAGAAGGAAAAAAAAAAAAUACACAUCGAACAAAACCAGCAUGUAAAUCCGACACAAUCAAAGUCCCAUCAGUGAGGGUCCCCACCCAGACUGAGACUCUUCCCAUGCCAGGAAGUCUUCCGUAUUGUUGGCGCCGCCACCUCCUGGUCGAGCAGGAAACGCGCUCUACAUCAGCCUUCCCAUUCCUCAGCUCAGGAAGCGACACCUGCGUGGAUUUUUAAGGACUUUUUUUUUUUUUUUUUGCCUUUUUUCGCGGGCAAUUCCGAGGACUCCAUUGUUCUGUCAGCUGGCAUCCAGAAUGUGCCUUUUUUAAACUUUGCUACAAAAACAAAUAUUUUAGCCACACCUGCCGUGCCACAGAGGUCAAAUGUCACACUUGCUGUAAACUCGGUUGCGUUGGACUGGCUCACUUCCACCUUUUGAGCGAAACUUGAAUUCUUAAGAGGAGCAUAGGAAGUGCAGAACGUCAAUAAGUCCGUCAGGUCGCUAAGCACGUCGUCUUUUUUUCUCUUUUAUUCCCGAAACGGUACACAUAGGCUGGAAACUCAUGCAAAGGUUGCAAGUGUUUCUCUAUUUAAAGCAACAAUCCACUCUAAAACCCAUCUGGAUUCAUUUUGUUGAUUUUUUUUAAAUGACUAAGCGGUGUUGCAAAUGUAGGAACAAAAAUCGUACUGACUUGUUCUUAAAGGCCUACUGAAACCCACUACUACCCACCACGCAGUCUGAUAGUUUAUAUAUCAAUGAUGAAAUAUUAACAUUGCAACACAUGCCAAUACGGCCUGUUUAGUUUACUAAAUUGCAAUUUUAAAUUUCGCGCGAAAUAUCCUGUUGAAAACGUCAGUGACGUCUCGGAUUGUAGCAGAAUUAUCCUUUAAACGCAUAAUUCCACAGUAUUCUGGACGUCUGAGUUGCUGAAUCUUUUGUAAUUUGUUCAAUUAAUAAUGGAGACGUCAAAGAAGAAAGCUGUAGGUGGGAAGCGGUGUAUUGCGGCCGCCUAUAGCAACACAAACACAGCCGGUGUUUCCUUGUUCAAUAAAUCAAUGUUUAUUUAUAUAGCCCUAAAUCACAAGUGCCUCAAAGGACUGCACAAACCACAACGACAUCCUCGGUAGGGCCCACAUAAAGGCAAGGAAAAACUCACCCCAGUGGGACGUCGUGUUUCAUUGUUUACAUUCCUGAAAGAUGACGGUGAAGCUUUACUGUGGAACAGAGCGGUCAAGCGAACAUGGUUUCAGUGAGAAAAUUGUUGUAAUAAGUCGGCUCUUACCGUAGACAUGAGCGGAGAGCUUGCGUCGUUCCUCCUGCAGCUGCGGACUCCCUUGCCUCCUCCCACCGGCCGCCCCCGACCGUCGGAUACUUACACCGCAGAGGAGGGGGAAAAAAAAAAAAAAAUCUCAGCCUGGUUGCCUUCGCCUCGACGAGAAACGUGGCUUCCCUCAGAGACUCUGGUGGUCACCACACCCCUCCGUCCUUCAGGUUGUACAGGUACGACUGUAGAAUCUCAUUAAAACACACAAUAAGCAGAUAAGGGAUUUUCCUAGUAAAUGUGUCUAAUAACAUCUGAAUCGCUCCCACUGCCCUCGUCUUUUUUGUUUUUACUCUAGUCCUUCACUCUCACUUUCCUCAUCCACGAAUCUUUCAUCCUCGCUCAAAUUAAUGUGGAAAUUGUCAAUUUCUCGGUCCGAAUCGCUCUAGCUGCUGGUGGCCAUGAUUGUAAACAAUGUUCAGAUGUGAGGAGCUACACAACCCGUGACGUCACGCGCACAUCGUCUGCUACUUCCGGUACAGGCAAGGUUUUUUUAUUAGCGAUCAAAAGUUGCGAACUUUAUAGUCGAUGUUCUCUACUAAAUCCUUUCAGCAAAAAUAUGGCAAUAUCGCGAAAUGAUCAAGUAUGACACAUAGAAUGGAGCGUUUGAAUAACAAAAUCUUAUUUCAGUAGGCCUUUAAGGUGGAAUUGAACAAUUCCAGAUAUGAGUUGACCCAAGCAGUGUGGCCUCGAAAGACUGCUUUUGAAGAAAAGCAGGGAUGAUCAUUCAACUCAUUUUAUUAUGGUUUUUCUGGGACAGUAUUCAUGUUUUAAGAAGAUCCUGGCAAUCAAAACCCAAGCAUAUCCUCUUUUUUUUUUCCUAAAUAGUGAUUAUUUUUUUUUCACUUUUCAAUGCCAUUCCUCAGCUUUCCAGUAUGCAAAUGAUCAAGUCCAAUGCCAGCAGAAGACUGCAGUAAUAGAACAUUACUGUUAUAGGCACCUAACAGUAAUUAUUUUCUAAUUUGUUUUUCGGGGAGGGUUUUUAUGACGAGGAAUUUGUCUGAAGUCACGACAGGGCUGCUACUGUACCUCACAUGUUCAGUAGAUUUGUGUUUUGCACAGCAACAAAGCAAACGUGUCAUUAAUAUAGCGGGGCAAAUUAGUAUUUGAUACCUGCUGAUGUUGUAUAGCCACUUAUACAUAACAUACAUAGUUUUCUAUGGCAGGAUUAUUUAACAGAAAACACCAAAUAAAGGUUAUGAAAUCA
Molecule: messenger RNA, 3955 nt
Organism: Nerophis ophidion (straightnose pipefish)
Lineage: Eukaryota; Metazoa; Chordata; Actinopteri; Syngnathiformes; Syngnathidae
Product: carboxy-terminal domain RNA polymerase II polypeptide A small phosphatase 1-like
Exons: 7
Coding region: 647-1435 (262 amino acids)
Molecular function (GO): RNA polymerase II CTD heptapeptide repeat phosphatase activity
Source: RefSeq, a predicted model, not a curated record